This is a messenger RNA of Lycium ferocissimum, 534 nucleotides long. RefSeq lists its product as uncharacterized. The record is from RefSeq and is a predicted model, not a curated record. Bases 1 to 534 code for a protein of 177 amino acids. The transcript is spliced from 2 exons. Lineage: Eukaryota; Viridiplantae; Streptophyta; Magnoliopsida; Solanales; Solanaceae.
AUGAAAUUCCUUGCACUAACUCUUGAUUUCAGCAGAGGAAUGGUAUUGACAAAGGAAGUGAAUGAUGACAUUGGGAUUACAGGGACAAUAGAAUUUGAGGGAAUCAGCACAGAGAUAGCAGAGCUUGAAGCUAUAAUAGAUGAAAGUGGGGGUUCAAAUGAAAUCACAGCUACAAGUGGACCUGAUUCAAACAGAAGGAAAUCCAUAAUGGAAAGAUCUGUUGUAUGGGAUCAUUUCGAAAAGAUCUAUGGUCCUAACGAGGAACCGACUGUAAAAUGUAAGUACUGUGCUUUUCCAUAUCCAAAUUUUAAGAUUAAAAAUGGUACCUUGGGAUUGAAUGGUCAUAUGGGUAGGUGCUCGAAAUUUCCCCAUAAUGUUGAAACUAAUCAAAGGCUAUUAGGCUUUCAAAAAAUUCAAGGUGGUAAAAAGUCGAGUGAGGGAAUGCUUGUCCCUUGGAAAUUUGAUCAAGAAUUGUGUAGGGCUGCUUUAGCUAGGAUGAUAAUCGUUGACGAACUACCUUUUCGCUUUGGUUGA